Molecule: messenger RNA, 3549 nt
Organism: Mya arenaria
Lineage: Eukaryota; Metazoa; Mollusca; Bivalvia; Myida; Myidae
Product: kinesin-like protein KIF28
Exons: 24
Coding region: 163-3549 (1128 amino acids)
Biological process (GO): cytoskeleton-dependent intracellular transport; microtubule-based movement
Cellular component (GO): kinesin complex; microtubule
Molecular function (GO): microtubule binding; ATP binding; microtubule motor activity
Source: RefSeq, a predicted model, not a curated record
UCAAACGCGUCUAAACAAUGUGUAUGUACAUGUCAUCAAACAUGGCGGAUGACGUUUAGUUGCAAAAUUCCGGAGCAUAUUUUUUCAGUCUUAUAGCCGACGUUGUUCCUUAAACGCGGCGGAUUUAUUUCAACAUUGUGCCAAAAACAUUAACAUUUUAAAAUGUCGGAAGAAAACGUGAAAGUGGCUGUGCGAGUGCGACCUUUCAAUGGUCGUGAAAAGGAGCGCAAUGCCCAGAGUAUUAUUGAGAUGAAUGGCAACACAACGAUCAUUACCGACCCGUCCAGCAAUGAACCGAGGAAAUUCACGUUUGACUACAGUUACUGGUCACAUGACGGAUGUAAGGAUGAUGGAACGGGAUACUUCGGGCCUGACACAUCACACGCAAACGGCAAAAAAUUUGCCGAUCAGAAAAGGGUAUACAAUGAAAUGGGCGCUGGUGUCCUUGCAAAUGCUUGGGAAGGAUACAACUCAACACUGUUUGCGUACGGUCAGACAGGGUCCGGAAAGAGUUGGUCCAUGGUCGGAUAUGGCAUCAACAAGGGUAUCGUACCCACAUACUGUGAAAACCUCUACAAACAGAUGGAUGAAAAAACUGCAGCUGGAGCGAAAGAACAGUUUGAGGUGAUGUUCAGCAUGUUGGAAAUCUACAAUGAGAAUGUACGUGAUCUGCUCGACUCCAACGCCAGCAAGACCGCUCUCAAGGUGCGACAGCAUCCAAAAAUGGGAUUUUAUGCUGAUGGAUUGAAGCAGGUCCCUGUGGGAACAUACACUGAAAUCGAACAGAGAAUCGAAGAAGGGACAAGAAACAGAACUGUCGCCUCCACGAAAAUGAAUGCAACAAGCAGUCGUGCCCACACAAUCGUGUGUAUCAAGUUUGUCCAGAAGUCGGUCAACGAUGCUGGGGAAGAAAUGGCAAAAACUGCUGAGGCCAACCUGGUCGAUCUUGCUGGCAGUGAGCGUGCUGAGAGCACAGGAGCGACUGGAGCUCGUCUCAAGGAAGGAGCAGCUAUCAACCAGUCGUUGUCUAGUUUGGGUAACUGUAUCGCGGCUUUGGCAGAUCGAUCCAGCGGCAAAGAUGUACGCGUCCCAUACCGUGACUCAGUCCUCACCAAGCUGUUGAAAAAUGCUCUUGGUGGCAACAGCAAAACGAUCAUGAUUGCUGCUCUCAGUCCUGCUGACAUCAACUAUGACGAGACCCUGUCCACCCUCAGAUAUGCUGACAGAGCUAAGCAGAUUAAGACGACAGCCAAGGUGAAUGAGGACCCGACGGCUGCCCUGAUCAGAGAACUGCAGGAGGAAAAUGAGAAACUCAAGGCUAUGUUGUCCUCUGGGAAGGUGGACAUGUCACUGAUGGAUUCUGGAGAAGACUCCGCUGAUAUGACUGAUGAAGAGCGAAGCCAGUUGAAACAGGAGCUAGAGGAGGAGUACAAGUCCAUGUUGGAGAAGAAUCAGCAGGAGAUUGAGAACAAGGAGAAGGAAUGGCAGAGACAGCUAGAGGAGGCCAGGCAACAGGGUGGGAGCAGCUAUGCCGGCAUCGCAGAAAUCAAUGAGAAGAAGAAAACAUGGCCUCACCUUUACAACCUCAACAUGGACCCUCAGAUGACAGGGAAGAUCAUUCACUUCAUGGUCCAGGGAGACAACACCAUGGAUGACGAAACAAUCAUCGGCAAUGGGAAGGCCGAGGGGACUGAUCUUACACUCAGGGGUGGAGCUAUUUCUGACCUCCACUGCAAGAUCAUCCACAAAGAUGGCGUGUUCACUCUCGAGACUUUCCCGAAUGCCCGUACUCUACGUAACGGCAAACCAGUCACCAACGAGACCAAGACUCUCAAGACAAACGACCGUCUGGUGUUCGGAACAUCACAGUUUUACGUGUUCUGUAACCCGAAAGAUAAGGCACCUGCCGGCGAAGAGCCGACGUUCGAUUUGGCUCAGGCUGAGAUUGCACAAAAGUCAGGCGGCUUUGACAUGUCAGGCCAAAACAAGAGCAGAGAUGAUGCGAUCCUGCAGCAAGAUCUUAUUGAGAUCAUGCCAGGCGUGGAAGAGGCGAACUCUAUCAGUGAAGCAAUGAACAAGAGACGCAAGUUUGCCCUCAUAAUUGUGUCGCCAGAGGCUCGCGGAGAGCUUGACGGCAGGACAGAGGUGAUGGUGAAGAUGACAGAUGUUGACACAAAACAUGAGUGGAUCUGGACCCGUGCCAAGUUCCUUGACAGGAAGUGUGUCAUGUCCGAAAUCUUCGACAAGUUUGAAGAUGGUGAAGAAGUUCAGCUUACGCAGGACAAAGAUCCCUUCUACGAUGACCCAAAGGCGGACUUCCACAUUGGCAGCGUCAAAAUGUGGCUGCAGUCUGUCUCAUACAUGAUUGAGAGCCAAGAAACCCUCGAUGUCACAGACUUCAAGGGCACACCUGUUGGAAAAAUGGCCAUUGGAGCCCAUCCAUGUGAUGCGAAGGGCAAGGAAUACACAGAGAAGGAUGAUAAGUUUGUGGACGACCCUUCUAAACUUGUCGGCAAGGCCAUUGACUUCAAGAUCAAGAUCGUCAACGCACGAGGGCUGCCCAACAGAUUUACUGAUGUGUACUGCAAGUACAAGGUGUAUCUUGAGGAAAAUUUCACUCAGUCCAAGGUCAUCAAGGACACAAUCAACCCUGACUUCAACCAUGAGAGAGUUAUCUCCCUUCCAGGAACUGAGGAGGCUGUCGAGUUCUUGAAGACUGGUGCAUUCAUCGUGCAGGUCUGGGGCAAACAGAAGGACAUGAAGCCCAAGGGUGGAAAGGGCGGGCUUCAGAAGAAAAUCUCAAGCAUGCAGGGGGGGGCCAUUCAUGCCGAAAAUGACAAUGUUAAGAGGUCUGACCCCGAAAAGGUGAAGUACAUGAUGCAGGUGACUGCCCUCAAGAAGAGACAGGAGAAGAUGGAACAAAAACUGGCUCACAUGCAGAAAAUGAUCGAUGUCGCUGAAGAGCAUAACAAGCGCAAGCUCCGUACUGCGCUGAUCAAGGAUAUCUACAUCGCUCCAACCAAUGACCAGGCGGAGAAAUGCAUCAAGCUGAUCCCGCUGGAACAAGAUUCCGAUGAUGAAGGGGAGACUGGUGGUGGUGGUGGUGGUGGUGGUGGAAAAGUUGUGGGUGUUGUUGUCCCCAUGGGAGGGGGUGGGGGAGGUGAAGGGGGUGAUAAAGGAGGGAGUGGGGGAAAUAAAGGGGGUGACAAAGGUGGGAGUGGGGGAAAUAAAGGGGGUGACAAAGGUGGGAGUGGGGGAAAUAAAGGGGGUGACAAAGAGGGGAGUGGGGGAGUUAUAGGAGGAGAACUGGGGGGUAAUGGUGGCAAAGACAGAGAAGGAGAAAAGAAUAAAAAGAAACAUAAGGGCGAAAAGAGGAAGGGACACAAGAAAGCUCGCGACGGACAUGGCAGCUCUUCUUCUUCUUCUUCUUCCUCCAGCAGCUCAUCUUCUGAUUCCGAUUCUGAUGGUGGAAAGAAGAAAAAGGCCGCAAAGAAACCAGCAAGAGCCAAGUCUUCUGAGAAAAAAUCAAGUGCCUGUGUUCUCCUAUAA